AUGAGCUGGUCAGGAGCAAUUAACGUUGCAGGUGGAUACUGGAGAACUCCAGAGGCUCCACGAAGUUGCUGAGAUACUUGCUGUGCCGAAGAGCCAGUGAGAAUCAUUCGAGAACCACAACACGAAUCCAUCCAUGAAAAGGAAAAACACGGCAAAGCUAUAUGAACAAAGGACGACGACAAAAGGCUUUCCAAAUACGCCAUCAAAAUGAAUUUUGACUGAGAAAAAAUCGCUCGAAAAUUCCCACAUAAAACUUCAGUCCAAGUGCAAUCUCGAUGGAGAAAUAAGCUGAAUCCCAGCAUUAAGAAGAGCCCAUGAACUGAGGCAGAAGACGUUCUUCUUAAGAACAUAGUUUUGGAUAUUGGGAUGAAUUGAUAUGAAGUAUCCAAAUACAUUGAAGGCCGAACUCCGAAUUCUGCUAAAAAUCGAUUUCACAGUAUAAUAGUCGGAACUCUUUCACCAGAAGAAGCCUUAAUUAUUGAGCAAAAGUCAAAGACCAUGGGCGGCAUUGUUGGGCAGCCUGACGAUGACCCUAACAUGGACAUCGACAGUGAAGAAAAAGAAAGCCAGCUAAAAGAACUUUACAGUAAAGAGCAAGAACUGCAAGAUGAAAUGAGCAUCACAGUUCAGCAAAUACAAUUUCUUGAGCGAACGCUUUACAAAACAAAUGGAUAA
Blepharisma stoltei is the source of this 675-nucleotide messenger RNA. Lineage: Eukaryota; Ciliophora; Heterotrichea; Heterotrichida; Blepharismidae. The record is from the annotation of a GenBank genome assembly.